AAGCGGGUCGGCCCGGAGGGGGCCACCGUGCGUGGGGGACCCACAAUCUCGCCUCGGGAGAGAGAGAGAGAGAGCCAUGGGGUCGGCGGCGCUGGAGAUCCUCGGCUUGGUGCUGUGCCUGGUGGGAUGGGUGGGCUUGAUCCUGGCGUGCGGGCUGCCCAUGUGGCAGGUGACGGCUUUCCUGGACCACAACAUCGUGACGGCGCAGGCCCUGUGGCGCGGGCUGUGGAUGACGUGCGUGGUGCAAAGCACCGGGCAGAUGCAAUGCAAGGUGUACGACUCGGUGCUGGCCCUGAACCCCGAAGUGCAGGCGGCCCGGGCGCUCACCGUGGGCGCCGUGCUGCUGGCACUGGUGGCCCUUUUCCUGAGCCUGGUGGGCGCGCAAUGCACCAACUGCGUGUCCCCGGGCCCCGUCAAGGCGCGCGUGGCUUUCACGGGCGGUGCGCUCUACGCGCUGUGCGGGCUGCUGGCCCUGGUGCCCCUGUGCUGGUUUGCCAACAUCGUGGUCCGCGAGUUCUACGACCCCUCCAUCCCCAUGUCGCAGAAGUACGAGCUGGGAGCCGCCCUGUACAUCGGCUGGGCCGCCUCGGCGCUGCUCAUGUGCGGCGGCGGCCUCAUGUGCUGCGUGGCUUGGGUCUACGGGAACCAGCAGGACCUCAGUUUCCCCGUGAAGUAUUCCGCGCAGCCCCGACGGCCUGCUGCUAGCAGCGGUGACUAUGACAAGAAGAACUAUGUCUGAGGGUU
Suncus etruscus (white-toothed pygmy shrew) is the source of this 744-nucleotide messenger RNA. RefSeq names its product claudin 5 (gene CLDN5). The transcript has a single exon. Bases 77 to 739 code for a protein of 220 amino acids. Gene Ontology annotation, cellular component: plasma membrane; bicellular tight junction. Gene Ontology annotation, molecular function: structural molecule activity. The record is from RefSeq and is a predicted model, not a curated record. Gene Ontology annotation, biological process: cell adhesion; bicellular tight junction assembly. NCBI's taxonomy places the organism in Eukaryota, Metazoa, Chordata, Mammalia, Eulipotyphla, Soricidae.